Molecule: messenger RNA, 609 nt
Organism: Trichomonas vaginalis G3
Lineage: Eukaryota; Parabasalia; Trichomonadida; Trichomonadidae
Product: Tudor/PWWP/MBT family
Exons: 1
Coding region: 1-609 (202 amino acids)
Source: RefSeq, a predicted model, not a curated record
AUGCCGAAUCAUUUCCCCAAGUUCGCUUAUACACAAAACCCGAACCUUCAUGUCGGGCAAGAGAUCUUUAUAAUCGAUGAAAACAAAUACGACAUUUAUCGGGCGGAAAUUCUCAACAUUCAGGACGGCACUUACACAAUCUUUUAUCCUGAUUACGAUAUGACAGAAACAAUCGACAGCAUCGACAGAAUUUUACUCAAAAACAACGUAAAUAAGAAAAUCUUUAAAGAGCAAGAGUUAAUCAGGAUGAAAAAAGAGGCAGAGAAUAAGGCUCAGCUUCGGUCCGAGUCGGAUGGCGAGUCUGAUGAAGAUGAAGAAAAGAAUCCUGAUAUCAAACCACCUAAGAUCCCAGAAAAAUUCAGAGAAAGAACACGUAUACAGCCACAUGAGACAGUUGAUAGAAAUCCUCUGCCUCCAGAGCCACCAAAACCUCCUGAAUGGGGGCAUCAGGCCGUCGAAGUGGCACCAAAUAUAACUAUUCCAAUAACUAUUAAUGCGGAUGACUCAAAAGUACUUUACGACCAGCCGAAAAACAUCGAAAUAUCUACAAGCAAAUCUUCGGAUUCAAACGAAGUUACAUUUUCGUUCAAAAUUACAUUCAAAAAAUAA